AUGGAUGUGUAUGACCCUCAGACCCUGGGUGUGGUGGUCUUUGGAGGUUUUAUGGUGAUAUCAGCCAUUGGGAUCUUCUUGGUGUCCACCUUCUCCAUGAAAGAGACAUCUUACGAGGAAGCCUUGGCCAAGCAACGCAAAGAGCUUGAGAAGACCCAGCAGCAGAAAACAGAGAAAAAGAAGAAAGAGAAACCUGUGGAGAAAAAAGGAAAAGCAAAGAAAAAGGAAGAGAAGCCUAAUGGGAAGAUCCCAGAGCAGCAGCUGACUCAGGAAGCGACAAACUCUCCCAAGGAUGUGGUUCUUGAGCCUGCUGCGGUGCCUGCGCCUGUAGCUGUUGAGUCUCCAAUUGCGCCAGUCUCAGUGGCCCCCCAGGAAAAGGAGAAACCUGCUCCAUCACCUAAGGAGAAGAGGAAGAAGGAGAAGAAGGUGGCAAAGGUAGAGCCUGCUCCUAGCCCAGUGUUGGCUCCGCCUCCUGUCAGCGUCCCCAAAAGCUCUCCUGUCUUGGAAAUGACCCCUAAGGAGGUGCCUAAAACUGAUGGGCUUCCAACCCACGAGGAGCAGAAGCCUGAUGGACCUGCCAAGAAGAAGACCGCAUCCAAGAAGAAGAGUGAGCCAGACUCGGAUGGACCCCUCUACCUGCCCUACAAGACACUCUUGUCCACCAUCAGCAGCAUGGUCUUCAGCGAAGGGGAGGCCCAGCAGCUCAUCGAGAUCCUUACAGAGAAAGCAGGCAUCAUCCAGGACACCUGGCACAUGGCCACACAGAAGGGUGACCCAGUGGCUGUCCUGAAACGCCAGCUGGAAGAGAAGGAGAAGCAGCUCAGUGCUGAGCAGGAGGACGUGGCUGCUGCCAGGAACAAGCUGCGGGAGCUGAGCAAGGAGCUGGCAGCAGAGAGGGCCAAGGCAGCCUCUGUGGAGGGCAAGCUGAAGGAGCAGCUGCUUACCCACGAGCGGGAGAUCACAGCAGUGCAGGCACGCAUGCAGGCCAGCUACCAGGACCAUGUCAGCGAAACCCAGCAGCUCCAGGGCAAGAUCCGGACCCUGCAGGAGCAGCUGGAGAAUGGCCCCAACACGCAGCUGGCUCGCCUGCAGCAGGAGAACUCCAUCUUGAGAGAUGCCCUCAACCAGGCCACCAGCCAGAUGGAGAGCAAGCAAAACGCUGAGCUGGCCAAGCUACGGCAAGAGUGCAGCAAGCUGGUGAAAGAGCUGUCAGAGAAAUCAGAGGUGCUGCAGCAAGUGGAGCAGCAGAGGAAGAGCUGGGAGAUGAAGGUGGCAGCCUCAGAGAAGCAGAUCGAGCAGCUGCAGGCCUCACAAAGGGAGGUGGAGGCAGCCCUGCAGAAGAGGCUGGAUGAAGUCAGCGACGAGCUCCGCAGAAGCCAGACCAGCUACAAAAGCUUGGUAGCAGAUGCAGAAAAGGCCAAAGGACAGCAGCAGAGCAUCGCUGAACUGCAGGCCAAGCUGUUGAGCUCUGAAGCAGAGGUUAAAAGCAAGUUACUGGAGCUGGACAAUGUGAAGGGGAAACUCCAGGAUGCCAGCUCAGAGAACACAAAGCUCCUGGAGAGGAUCAAAUCCAUCGAAACUCUGCUAGAGGCAGGCCAGAGCAGAGAGGCAGAGAAAGACAGAGAAUUGCAGGCAGCAAAUGAAGCAGAAAUGAAGCAGCUGCGGACAAGGCUCCAGGAGAAGACAGAUCAGCUCUCAUCCUUGGAAAGGGAAGCCACAGAGCUGCGAGAGGCAGUGGAGCAGCAGAAGAUGAAAAACAACGAUCUUCGUGAGAAGAACUGGAAAACAGUGGAAGCUUUGACCACGACGGAGAAGGCAUGCGAGGAAAAGCUGCUUGCUGCUACCAAAGCCAAGGAGGAGCUGGCCCAGCAGCUGGACACUCUCCAGACACGAACCAAGCAGACUCUGCUUUCUGCCCUCCCUGGCGUCACCAUAUCCUCACAGCAGGAUUAUGACACUUGGCUGCAAGAGUUUAAGAAGGCCUUGGAGAUGCUAAAGCAACACACAAUUCCAACAGAGCUCCCAGAUUCAGCAGCACUUAAAUUAAAAGAGGCAGAGGAAGCGCAAAGCACUUUACAAGCAGAAUGUGAGCAGUACAGAACUAUCCUUGCAGAGACAGAAGGGAUGCUGAGAGACCUACAGAAGAGUGUGGAGGAGGAGGAGCAGGUGUGGAAGGCCAAGCUGACUGCAUCCGAGUCGGAGCUCCAAAAGUCACAACUUCAGCUGAAAUCCCUUGAAGACAUGGUGGAGAAGCUGAAAGCAGACCUGCAGAGCACAGAUCAGCUAAAGGAAUACACCUCUCUUCUGGAAACACAACUGGAAAAUCACUUGGAAACAGCCAGCUCUGAGCGCCAGAACUACACAAAGGAGGUUGAAGUUUUGAGGCAGCUCUUGUCAGAGUCCCAGGAGCAGCUGGAGGCAGCGACGACAGAAACUCAGAAGCAGAGCAAGGAACUGGCCCUGGUCAGGCAGCAGCUGAGUGAGAUGAAGAGCCGUGUAGAGGAUGGAGAAGGAAUAGUGGGGUUUCAAGCUGCCCCAAGUGAGCCUGCACCCCUCCAGUUGAAAACCCAGCUGGAGCAAAAUGAACUGCUAGUGGAGAAGGAGCAAGUGCUGAGGCAAAAGCUGUCCCUGGAGCUGGAGGAGGCCCAGAAGUCAGCCUGCAGCUUGCAAGCAGAACUGGAAAAGCUGAGACUGUCUGAAAACACAGCAGCUUUGCACACAGAAGAGGCUCAGCAUCUCAAGGAAAGACUUGAAAAAGAAAAGAAAUUAACAAAGGACCUGGGCCAGGCAGCAACCAAACUACAGGAGCUAUGGAAGGUUACCCAGGACCAACUGGCCAAAGAGAGAGAAACAGUGAAGAAGUUGAAAGAAAAGCUUCAGGAAACGGAAGAAGAGGACAACUCAAAGGAAGGGACUUCAGUUUGAUGAGUCUGUGACCUUACUGUUGAACUUACCAAGAUGCC
This is a messenger RNA of Indicator indicator, 2963 nucleotides long. RefSeq names its product ribosome binding protein 1 (gene RRBP1). The coding region runs from base 1 to 2925 and encodes 974 amino acids. Gene Ontology annotation, cellular component: endoplasmic reticulum membrane. Lineage: Eukaryota; Metazoa; Chordata; Aves; Piciformes; Indicatoridae. Gene Ontology annotation, biological process: protein transport. The transcript has 24 exons. The record is from RefSeq and is a predicted model, not a curated record.